This is a messenger RNA of Diversispora eburnea, 741 nucleotides long. The record is from the annotation of a GenBank genome assembly. NCBI's taxonomy places the organism in Eukaryota, Fungi, Glomeromycota, Glomeromycetes, Diversisporales, Diversisporaceae.
AUGGACAUGCAGGUUUUGGAAAUAUCAGAUAGCGAAGAAGAGGAAGAACAAUUAGAAGCUGAUGGAGAUUCAGUUGAGAGAAGUAAAGUAAUUUCAUCACGCGAUAAAGGAAAAUCUGUUGCAAAUAUUCCGGAUGAUGAUAACGAUACUGAAGAAGAUUAUCAUCCUACAGAAGAUGAUGAUAAUGAAAAUAGUCCAUCAGAAGGUCCAUCUACAAGGGAAGUAAUGGUAACUGCAGCAACAGAUGUAUCUUCAAUCACUUCUACUUCAUCAUCUUCAACUUCAAAACGAAGAUUAAAAGAAGUUGUUGAAAUUAUUGAAGUAGAGGAAGGAGAAGAUAAUAAUGAAAAAAGAGGAAAUCAUAUUGGUCCUGAAGAACCUAUUUCACCUUAUCCCAUAAAAUUAAAAGGCGAGGUAGUUCAAGGGUUUGGAAGAGGAAGUAAAGAGUUAGGAAUUCCAACAGCUAAUCUUUCCGAGGAUGCAAUAAAAACACUUUGUGUUGAUGUUGAUACAGGAAUUUAUUUUGGAUGGAAUCCAUAUUAUAAAAACGAGAAAAGGAGCGCGGAAGUUCAUAUUAUUCAUAAAUUUCCCGAAGAUUUUUAUGGUGCAGAAUUACGUGUAAUUGUAUUAGGUUACGUUCGUCCAGAAAAAGAUUAUAGUUCACUAGAUAUCAAUUUAGAUAUAAGUGUAGCACUUAAUUCUCUAGACCGAACUUCAUAUAAUGCUUAUAAAUACAGAUAG